Thunnus maccoyii (southern bluefin tuna) is the source of this 937-nucleotide messenger RNA. It is a transcript of the gene ndufv2, whose product is annotated as NADH:ubiquinone oxidoreductase core subunit V2. The record is from RefSeq and is a predicted model, not a curated record. Lineage: Eukaryota; Metazoa; Chordata; Actinopteri; Scombriformes; Scombridae. The transcript has 8 exons. Gene Ontology annotation, molecular function: NADH dehydrogenase activity. Gene Ontology annotation, biological process: mitochondrial electron transport, NADH to ubiquinone. The coding region runs from base 96 to 830 and encodes 244 amino acids.
GUCAGACCCUCUUAAUCGAGCGGGAUUGUGUUGAUGUCGGCCGCUGCUGUCCCUUCAGUUUGCUAACGCACCGGGACCAAACUUCAAGCCCCAAGAUGUUUUUGUCUGCUGCUGUUCGCUCUGCAGUGUCGCAGACGGCCAGGCAGGUCAGGAGUCUGCAUCGGUCUGCUGCACGUGCUGGAGCUGGUGGCAUCUUUGUGCACAGAGAUACACCUGACAACAACCCCGACACCCCUUUUGAGUUCACCGAGGAGAACAAAAAGAGGAUUGAAGCCAUCAUUUCAAUGUACCCUGAUGGACACAAGCAAGCAGCCACCAUCCCAGUGUUGGAUUUAGCCCAGAGACAACAUGGAUGGCUCCCCAUCUCCGCCAUGAACAAGGUCGCUGAGGUGCUGGAAGUCGCUCCAAUGAGAGUGUAUGAAGUAGCGACGUUCUACACCAUGUUCCUGCGUAAGCCCGUGGGAAAAUACUUCAUUCAGAUCUGCACAACAACUCCCUGCAUGCUCUGCAACUCAGACAGCAUCCUGGAGGCCAUCCAAAACAAACUGGGUAUCAAGGUUGGAGAGACGACUCCAGACAAGAUGUUCUCACUAAUAGAAGUGGAAUGCCUGGGAGCGUGCGUGAAUGCUCCAAUGGUCCAGAUCAAUGACAACUAUUAUGAGGACCUCACCCCUAAGGAUAUUGAGGAUAUUAUUGAUGAACUUAAAGCAGGCAGAGUCCCACCACCAGGGCCCAGGAACGGUCGUUUCUCCUGUGAGCCUGCCGGUGGAUUGACUUCUCUGACGGAGCCUCCUCCAGGACCAGGCUUUGGUGUAAGAGCGGACCUGUAGACAUUUAUGGCCACAAUCCGCUGUUUUACAAAAGCAACUUGUCCCUGAACCUGCUAUUAUGUUUUACUCAGAACAUAUUGUGUAAAUAAACUGUUCAUGUACCUGUG